Messenger RNA from Moneuplotes crassus, 1263 nucleotides. Lineage: Eukaryota; Ciliophora; Spirotrichea; Euplotida; Euplotidae. The record is from the annotation of a GenBank genome assembly.
AUGGAGGAUCAAUCCUCAGUGAAGUUGCAGACUGCCAACGCACAAGAGCUGUACAACUAUUUCCAAGUCUACGGGAAUACCCUCUAUUUUAAACAACAGAUAUUAAUACUAGAUUUUAGGCCUAGUGACCAAUUUGAACUUUGCCACUUAGUCAGUAGCAUAAAUAUUCCCUUGGAAAAAUGCCUUGACUCUGACUUUACUAGUUUUAAAGAGAGUCGCUUCCUUACUAAGUUCUGUCACUCUGAAAAGCAGAAAGAAAGAUUUAAAAAGAGAAAACGACUACUCGUUUUCAUGGUUGUCUGAAACAAAAAUUGUGACCAACUUCUUGAGAUAAAUUCUAGUCUUUUAGCAGCUAAAAAUAAGGGGAGAAAGAGCUUAGGGAAGAAAAAUGACCUCAAGGCUCUAAAGAAUGCUAUCAUGAUGCAAUCGAUACUGGUGAAGGAUAGGCAUAGAGACUGUUACCUUCUUAAAUCAGGCAUGAACGUUUUUCAAGAUAAAUAUCCAUUCUUGUGUGCAUUUGAGGGAAGGAAAGCCCACACAGUUGCUGACUGAGGGAGAUAUCCCAGUGAAAUUUUUGAAGCUUUUCUUUAUCUCAGUAAUUGCAAAGUAGCCAAGGAUGCAGACUUAUUGCAAACACUAGGAAUCACCCACAUCUUGAAUGUGAGUGAUAAUGUGCCUAAUUAUUUUGAAGAAAAUUAUCUUGGCCUUAAAUAUUCCAAUAUUGAGAUAGAUGAUGUUGAAGAUGCCCCAAUCGAAGAUUACUUUGAAAAAGCAUAUAAUAUUAUCAACAAAGUUCUGACUGGAGAGGAUGAAAAAUCUGAGGACUCUGACAAAUGCUGCUACAAAGAGGAGCAUUACUCAGACGAGUUCGAUACACAGACGCUUAAACUCGACUUAACUAGUAAAACCAUCGAUCUGUGGGAAAAUUGUGAAAUAAAGAGAACAAUUUCUUCCAUAGAUUUGUCAAUAGAAGAUGCUCAUAAGAAAAAUCCUAACAGUAGGAUCCUGGUGCAUUGCGCAAUGGGGAGAAGCAGGUCACCAACCAUCGUUAUUAUGUAUAUAAUGAAAAGAUUCGAACUGCCAUUUGAAAUUGCAUUUAAGUUAGUUUUACAAAGAAGAGAAAAGAUUGAUAUUAACCCAGGAUUUAUAGAAAAAUUAAAGCAAUUUGAAGCGGAUGGCUUUAAAUUUUCAACUGAGUCUGCUUUUGACUCAAGUGAUAGCACAGAAGCAGGAGAAGUUACCCCGAAUGCUUCUCUUGCUUAA